Molecule: messenger RNA, 549 nt
Organism: Exophiala aquamarina CBS 119918
Lineage: Eukaryota; Fungi; Ascomycota; Eurotiomycetes; Chaetothyriales; Herpotrichiellaceae
Exons: 3
Coding region: 1-549 (182 amino acids)
Cellular component (GO): cytoplasm
Molecular function (GO): protein phosphatase inhibitor activity
Source: RefSeq, a predicted model, not a curated record
AUGAAUCCACAUCAGAAGAACAAGAUUGAUGUCAGCAAAAUGUCUGCAGACGAGCAGCGUCUCUUUCGACUAUAUGGAAAGCUGCCCAACAAGAAAGAUCUAUUGCAGAACAAGCUGAAGGAGCGUAAAUACUUCGAUUCGGGCGAUUAUGCCCUUUCCAAAGCCGGCAAAGCCUCCGAUACAGGUGUCACUGCCAUCGGCACCGAACAUCCCAAGGCUGAAGAAAUCCCCCACAUGAGCCCUCUUAUGCACCAAAUCUCGCGAACCGAGUCGAACGUCGGUCUGCCUGGAUCCAAUCCUAGUCUUGGAACUUCCCCAGAGGCUCAGUCAACAGCGGGUCUCCAUCGUGGAAGCAUCAACGGCAUCCCAGGUGGUGGGUGGUCAGGAGCCACAAGCCGAAGCCCAAUCAAGGAAAGCAGCUUUCUAGCAAGAAGUGCAAGCAUGCAUGAACGAGAUGGCCACGGUGAAGUCUCCAAUGAUGGACAUGCUAGCCUGGAGGGAAGUGUCAGUCCACCAGCCACCCAAGCAGGAAUACCUAUUCGAAGAUGA